Messenger RNA from Paraphaeosphaeria sporulosa, 1545 nucleotides. RefSeq names its product amino acid transporter. Bases 1 to 1545 code for a protein of 514 amino acids. Lineage: Eukaryota; Fungi; Ascomycota; Dothideomycetes; Pleosporales; Didymosphaeriaceae. The transcript is spliced from 4 exons. Gene Ontology annotation, molecular function: transmembrane transporter activity. Gene Ontology annotation, biological process: transmembrane transport. Gene Ontology annotation, cellular component: membrane. The record is from RefSeq and is a predicted model, not a curated record.
AUGAACGAUCCCGAGAAAGAGCAGGGCGCGCUCAAAGAUGACGUUUACAGCCAGGCAAACUCUCCUAGAGAAGGAUUCACGAAGGCGGAUCAAAAACACAUGUACCGCUUAGGAAAGGCACAAGAGUUGAAGGCAUCACUGAGUUUUGCGGUCGUGCUGAAGGCGAUAUGGGAGUACUUAAUGCUUGCGAAUACACAGGGACUUAUUGAUGGAGGCCUCGCUGGUCUCUUCAGGAGCUUCAUCUGGACUUUUCUCGCGUUUAGUUUUGUGGGACUCAGCUUGGCUGAGAUGGCAUCCAUGGCUCCGACAUCUGGUGGUCAAUACCACUGGGUCAGCGAGUUUGCCCCUCCCAGCAUUCAGAAGUUCCUUUCUUACAUGAUGGGCUGGAUGAGUGUACUCUCCUGGCAAGCCGGAAAUGCUGCAGACUGCUUCAUCACGGGCACGCUAAUCCAGGCACUGCUUCAAUUCAAUGACAAAAAUUACGAUCCAAAGCGGUGGCAUGGUACGUUGUUCACAUGGGCAAUGGUCCUCGUUCUCUACGUCGUCAACAUCUGGGGUCACGACUUUUGGCCGCGCAUUCAGAAUCUGCUGAUGAUUAUACACAUACUAGCGUUCUUUGCGGUUAUCACAGUGCUGUGGACCUUGGCUCCGCACAACAGUGCGGAAAGGGUGUUUACAGAGUUUAGUAACGGGGGCGGUUGGAACAGCACGGGGCUCUCGCUCAUGGUCGGUCAGAUUUCCGCCAUCUAUUCGAUUCUGGGCUCAGAUGCAACGGCGCACAUGGCAGAGGAGGUUCAUCGAUACAUCCCAAUCUCUCUCUUCUGGUCCUACAUCGGCAACUCCCUCAUGGCCAUUGUCUUCCUCAUAACCUACCUUUUCGCUCUACCCUCAGUCGAAGACGCCAUCAAUGACCCCUCCGGAUACCCCUUCCUCUAUGUCCUCAAAGGCGCCAUGGGUCCCGCCGGCGUAAACACACUCACUGUUGUCGUCCUCCUCAUUGUAUCCACCGCAAACAUAAACUUCGGCGCGUCCACAGCCCGCCAAACCUUUGCUUUCGCCCGCGACAAAGGCCUUCCCUUCUCAUACUGGCUAGCCAGAGUGCACACAACCAAGGAAAUUCCCGCCAACGCCAUCCUCGUGACCUGCCUCAUGGCGAUUCUUCUCUCCCUCAUCAAUAUCGGCUCCCUCGUCGCCUUCAACUCAAUCAUCUCCUUGCAGAUCGUGUCUCUCAUGUUCACUUACUUCUGCUCGCUCUCAUGUGUGCUCUACCGGUGUCUCUACUACCCUGAGCUGCUCCCUGUUGCACGCUGGAGUCUCGGGCGGUGGGGCCCGUUGGUAAACGCUGUAGGGCUGGGGUAUGUCAUGUUUGCAUUCUUUUGGUCCUUCUGGCCGAAUGAGACACCAGUUGAUACGGAGACAUUUAAUUGGAGUGUGGUGAUGUUUAUGGGGGCCUUAGUGCUAGCAUUGGUAAUGUAUGCAGUGGAGGGGAGGGGAGUUUAUACAGGGCCUGUGAAGCAGUGUCGGAUGGCGAGGUUGGAUAUUUGA